UCUCUCACACACGUAAAGAAAAAAAAAAGCAAUGGCUACAAAAACUACUUCAAAGCCUUCUCUUCUCAUAUUUCUAACGAUUUUGUAUCUCAUAUCGACCGUUCAUGUCAUCAUGGUCGCCGAGGCAAGGAAGAUCCAGGUCUGGACGCUGGCUACGGAUCAUUCCGGUGCGGGAAACUUAAUGGAUUGUUGGAACGCGGGGUUGGAGCUUAAGUCAUGCACCGACGAGAUCGUCAAGUUUUUCCUUAGUCAAAUUGCUACGAAUGGAGCGGCGGUUAAAGGUGGAAUCGACAAAGAUUGUUGUGGAGCAGUUGGGUUGAUCGAAAAAGAUUGUUGGUCCGUUAUGUUUACUUCUUUAGGGCUUACGACUAUGGAAGGGAAUAAUCUGAGAGAGUAUUGUGAUUUUCAGGCGGAGAAGUCGGAAUUGUCUCCGUCUCCGGCGUCUGAAACUUUCGCUUUGUCUCCCGUUGAGAUUACGUACCCCGGACUUAAUUAA
Molecule: messenger RNA, 496 nt
Organism: Camelina sativa (false flax)
Lineage: Eukaryota; Viridiplantae; Streptophyta; Magnoliopsida; Brassicales; Brassicaceae
Source: RefSeq, a predicted model, not a curated record